Messenger RNA from Dunckerocampus dactyliophorus (ringed pipefish), 1458 nucleotides. RefSeq names its product claudin-8-like. The record is from RefSeq and is a predicted model, not a curated record. The transcript has a single exon. NCBI's taxonomy places the organism in Eukaryota, Metazoa, Chordata, Actinopteri, Syngnathiformes, Syngnathidae. Gene Ontology annotation, molecular function: structural molecule activity. Bases 175 to 1056 code for a protein of 293 amino acids. Gene Ontology annotation, cellular component: plasma membrane; bicellular tight junction. Gene Ontology annotation, biological process: bicellular tight junction assembly; cell adhesion.
ACAUGUUCAAAACAGCUGAGGACCGUUGGGGCGGCUCAACCAGCUCGACGGACGCCCUGCAUCGUUAGCAUUUUUGUGGGUGUAUAACUUCCUCAACUUGUUCUCCUUCUCACAUUUCUCUCCUGCCUUGUGAGAGUGCUGCCAGUGCGCUCCCUGGUGAGAUCGCCUGCAGACAUGGCCUCGUACACUGCUUACAGCGGAUACACCAAGCCGCCGCUGUCGUACGCCGGCUCCUACUACAACUAUGACGAGAAGCAGCCCCAGUCCUACACGGAAUACCAGGACUCGGUGUACGAGGAGAAAAAGAUCAUUGAGAAGCGGAAGAAGAAAUACGCCAUCUGCUGCGAGGUGGUGGCUCUCGUCAUCGGCUUCAUCGGACUCAUCGGAGUGGCGGCCGUGACGGGCCUUCCCAUGUGGAGGGUGACGGCCUUCAUCGAGGAGAACAUCAUCGUCAUGGAGACGCGCUGGGAAGGGCUGUGGAUGAACUGCUACAGACAAGCCAACAUCCGGAUGCAGUGUAAGGUCUACGACUCUCUGCUCUUCCUGCCGCCGGACCUCCAGGCGGCCCGCGGCCUCAUGUGCAGCUCGGUGGCUUUGACCGUCUUUGCCCUCGUUGUCUCAGCCGUCGGGAUGAAGUGCACCAAAGUGGUGGACCACCGUGCUCGCACCAAGCACAUCGUCCUGGUGGCCGGAGGCGCCCUCUUCCUCAUGGCGUGCAUCACCACACUGAUCCCCGUGUCCUGGACAGGCCACGUCAUCAUCAGGGAGUUUUACAACCCCCUGCUUAUCGACGCCCAGCGACGGGAGCUCGGAGAGGCCCUCUACAUCGGCUGGGUGACCUCUGCCUUGCUUUUCUCUGCCGGAGUGAUCUUGCUGUGCCGCCACGCCCCACGCACCCAGGAGCCCGACCAGAGGAUCAUAUACAACCCCGGCUCGUAUGCCUACCAGCCCGGUUCCACGUACCAACCGUACACUUACCAACCGUACCAGCCCGCGUACACCUCCCAGCCUGCCUACUCUGCACCCCCAACAGCCUACACACCAGUCCAGUACUAGCGACGGGGACUGCACAGAGACAAUGGUUCUUUUUUUUUUUUUUGGCCAAAAUUGGUGUCAUUGUCAUUGAAAAGGCUGAAUAUUUCAUUGUUUUCUCAGAGACGAUGUAAGGUAUUGUAGCCACUGGGAUUUGUUGUUUUUUUAAUCAUAAAAGCAUCAAGUUAAGCAUCGGUGCAUUUGCAUACCAUGGUGACGGUGCUUUAACUCGAUACAUACUGGAUCUCCGUCAUCACAGACUCUGUUGAAAUGCUCUUUCAGAACAUUUCACAUUGGGCCUUUCAGAGAACAUACAGUACCUCCACAUGAUUUCUCUCUGACUUUGAAAUGUAUGUAUAAUGUACAUAGCUGAUUUUUUCCAAAGGGCCAUUAUAGUCAGUGGUCAAUAAAUUGGAACGGAAACAA